AUGAUAAGUCGAUUGUUUGUUAGUGUUCUUACGUGCCUUUGUUGCAUUGUGCGAGCGCCACGACGCUACUUUUUGACCAUGCAUCGUGUUUUGACGAGAAUUGUCAGCCGGUUUUGGCUGAGCGAGUCGGUCAUGAGCACCGAUACACAACUGCAUGUACAAGGUCGACGAAGGAUGGUGGUUGGUCUGGGUAACCCUGGCAUGGAAGGAACACGGCAUAGUGUGGGGAUGGCAGUGGUUGGUGCCCUGGCAACUCAUCUGGGCCUGGCCGAGCGUUGGCGCAGCGACAGGCAGCUGUGCGGCGAGGUGGUCGUGGCGGACGCACGACGCUUGGUGCUUCUACGCCCCCGAUUGCUGAUGAAUGUCAACGGCGUGGCGGUGGCCAAAGCAGCACGCAAGUAUGGCGUGCAGCCUGAGGAUAUCCUGUUGGUCCACGAUGAGAUGGACAAGCCUCUUGGAAAGGUUGGCAUCAAACAUGGAGGAAGCGCCAGAGGCCACAAUGGUGUCCGGUCCUGCAUGGACUGCCUUCGAACUGACGUGAUGCCCAGGUUGCGGGUGGGCAUCGGGCGUCCAGCGGGUGAGGCUUCGGUGGAGCGUCACGUCCUGGGCCGCUUCCGUGCCGAGGAGCGUAAAGUUCUGGACUCUGUUCUGGUUCAGUGUGUCGACAUUCUGAUGUCUCAGCUAGCAGAGUGGCAAGAAAAUGGACGGUCCUCAUCCUCCUCAACAGCAUGA
Messenger RNA from Nerophis lumbriciformis (worm pipefish), 732 nucleotides. Lineage: Eukaryota; Metazoa; Chordata; Actinopteri; Syngnathiformes; Syngnathidae. The record is from RefSeq and is a predicted model, not a curated record.